GGUAACUAUUAGAUAUGUGUGGAUAAAAAGGAAAUGGUGGUAGGAAACGUUUUGUUGCGUUCUAAUUACUUGCCGACCCGGGAAAGAGAAAAUGGAAGACAUCCACAGUGUAGAAAUUGUCCCAUGUACAAAUUCGAGGUUUCUGCGGCCGAAACGAGUUAAAUAUACUCAGAAUGGUGUGCAGAAAACGUGGGACUACAUGCAUGUACAUGACAGCGUGGUGAUUCUCAUUUACAACCCCAAGCGGCAGGUGUUCUAUCUUGUCAAGCAGUUCCGGCCAGCUAUUUACAUGAAUACCUACCAUAGGCUUCAUGGUAACCCAGAAGAAAAGGACGGUGUGCAGACCCUUCCAGGUAGCGAGGGUGUCACCUACGAGCUGUGUGCGGGAAUCGUGGAUAAGGAUGUCAGUCUGAAGGAGAUAGCUCAGUCCGAAAUCCUGGAAGAAGUUGGGUUUCAAGUACCCCUGGAGAAGAUAGAAGAAGUUACUUCAUACAGAGGUAACGUUGGCGUGGCGGGAUCGCUGCAGACCCUGUUCUAUGCUGAGGUGACAGAUGACAUGAGGGUUUCUGCAGGAGGAGGGGUGAAGGAGGAGGGGGAGAUGAUAGAUGUGGUGGAGCUUCCACUGGGGGACAGCCGCAACUUCAUCAUGGACUCCUCCAUCAACAGACCUGGACUCCUCUUGUUCGCAUUCAUGUGGUUUUACGACACAAAAAUGUCACAGUCGGGAAACUCUAGUUAGUCCAGCAGCAUAGCUGGAUAAGUCUGACCAAUUGUGCGUGUUAGCCUCAAAGAACACAAUUUGGAACACAUGUAGUUCAACACAUUCUACAAAAAUUUGCUUCUCUUUAAAAAGUUGUAUUGCUAUAACAUGGAUUAUCAUGUAUGAUAUUUCAUGACAAUGUUGUCGGAACAUUCACUCUUUAGCAGCAAGUGUACAUUUCCAUCUUUACAUAUAUGCUUCAAGCUAGGGUCACAGAUCAAUACUGUCAUCUGUAAUCAUGCUACAAUACCAAAAUUUGCAUUAAAAUCUUUAAACUUUUGUUAGAGUUAACAUUGAAUAAAUCUUUUAAAAAUUGACACGACAAAAAGAGUAUCAUGAUGUACAAUAUGAUACAUUGAUAAAGUGACGAAAUUUCAAAGUUUUAAAAUUUUGCUUACAAUUGGCAACACACACUCAUAUUUAAUGUAAAGAUUAUGCUGUAUUAUUAGAUUGAGCAGGUCUCAACAAAUCAUUACUGGUCCUGUCUUUAUAUGUUGUUGAAAUAAAGGCUGAACUAAACCCUCAA
Branchiostoma floridae (Florida lancelet) is the source of this 1286-nucleotide messenger RNA. Its product is annotated as uridine diphosphate glucose pyrophosphatase NUDT14-like. The transcript is spliced from 5 exons. Bases 92 to 739 code for a protein of 215 amino acids. The record is from RefSeq and is a predicted model, not a curated record. Gene Ontology annotation, biological process: nucleoside phosphate metabolic process; ribose phosphate metabolic process. NCBI's taxonomy places the organism in Eukaryota, Metazoa, Chordata, Leptocardii, Amphioxiformes, Branchiostomatidae. Gene Ontology annotation, molecular function: metal ion binding; UDP-sugar diphosphatase activity.